Messenger RNA from Labrus bergylta (ballan wrasse), 1771 nucleotides. RefSeq names its product family with sequence similarity 167 member B (gene fam167b). The record is from RefSeq and is a predicted model, not a curated record. NCBI's taxonomy places the organism in Eukaryota, Metazoa, Chordata, Actinopteri, Labriformes, Labridae.
GGAGGUGAAGACCUGUUGGGCUUUUAACCGCCCUGCUGCCAAUCCAGAGAAGCGAAGUGAACGCGAAGUCCCAAGCACCGCCGUCAUCACUGCGCCAAUGGACUUCAAAGAGUUUGGAGGGGACUCCUCCGAGGGGGAGACUGAGGACCUGGACAGCCUAAAAGCACUUACAGAGAAGCUGAAGCUGCAGACCCGCAGACCAUCCUAUCUGGAGUGGCAGGAGCGGGUACAGAGUCGAUCGUGGAAGGAGAGUGAUUCCGCAGACAGUCCGGGAUCCGAAGGAAAAGCUGUUUCUGUUCCUGCGACUUCGAGUAAUGAGAAUUCUCAAGUGGUUGUCCGCAACAUUUGUGGCUUUGAUACUAUUGAUGAUGCUUUGGAGUUCCUAAGAAAGGAGCUGAGGGAGAUGCAGGUUCAGGACAACCAGCUGGCCCGUCAGCUGAUCCGUCUGCGGGGGGAGAUUCACCGGCUGAAGGUAGAGCAGGUGUGCGAUCGCCACAAGGAGAUGCUGGACGAUGCAACAUACGAACUGGAGGAGUGUGAUGAGGAGUCAGACCUGCUGUGUGACAUCCCUAUGAAGGCGGCCUUCGCUCUGUCCACCCCACUCAAACACCUUGGCCUCACCAAGAUGAACAUAAACUCCAGACGCUUCUCUCUGUGUUAAAAAGCCCAACCUACUUAUCGCUGACUGAGGAUAUUCUCAUCACCUCCUCUGUAUUUGUGUAGACAUAUGAGGCUUAUUUUUUUCAGAGGAGUUUUGCCGAUAGAAUGAAGGGGACCUGCAAGCAAAGUGCUCUGAGUUCAAAAAGAAUAACUGCUAUGCACCUCGGCUUGACAUACAAACGAAAGCCUCCAUCUCCAGUCAGCCUUAAUACAGACACUUUUUCCUGGACUGAGCCUGAGCCUCUCUACUGCUGCUGACUUCAUAGAGCAAUGCUCAUCACAGUAGUAAGAUUGGGCUGAAAAAUAAAAGACAUGGAAUGGGCAUUAUGUGAAACAUCUUACUCCCAACAAAUGGCAUUGUAAAACAAUGUAUCAUAAGCCUUAAAUAAGUGUAAAGUUAGGAGGUUGUUUUAGGAAUAUGACGACGCUCACUUCAGUCUGCAGGAGCUCUUCAGAUAACUACACAGCUAAUAAAAUUAGAUCAAGGGGUCCGAAACAAAGGUUGGAGCCUCAGGAGAUGUUUGCAGGAUAAAACCAUUUACAAAACAGGAACCAAAAAGUAUUUUUCAUUUUUCAAGCAUAUCAAAUAUUAUUAAAUCUUUUCAGGCCAUUGAAAUCCAAUGAUGAACAUCUGGAAACCCCUGUUUUACAUUUCCAGUAAACCUUACAUACUGUGUGCUCUGGCCUAGUCAGAUGAAUGUCAUUCUCUACUGCAACAUACUUCAAACACUGGAGUUUUCACAAUAGUACUGUUCCUAACAGUAUCCUCAAAAAAUGUAGGGUUCACACUCUAGCUUUUUUUUUCAAACCAAAAAUAUCUCCUGAGCCUUGUCACUGCAGUGACAGGACCCAGGAGGCAAUGCCUAAUGUAUUUUAUUUUCCAUUACUAUGUCGAGAUGCUGCAGAGCACAGAGUAGUAACCAUAUAUGGCUGGACAGUGACCAAGUGUAUCUUACUAUGCAGUGGGCAGUUUAGUUCAAGUUGAAUGAUAUAUUUUAUAACAGCAUUCAAAAAGAAGGAAUAAAACACUUUUGAGGAGUGAUAUAUAGAUUAUAACUGCUAUUUUCACUUGUAUAUACAACACACUAUUAAAGAGACUUUGCUAUAUGUA